AUGGCUGGUGGUUGGGUCAAAUCAUUGCAAUGCAAAUCCAAAGCUUUCGAAGAUGUUUACAACCCAAACACAAAAAAUAGAAUACAUAAUACAAGUUGUAAAAUGAGUGUUCAAAACAUCAAAGAUGUUGUUGUUGAAACAACAAAACACAAACCCAAACCAAAACCAAAACUCAAAAAACCGCUUCAAAAACAUCAUAGUUCAAGAUAUCCAACACCUUCUACCAAACCCGAUUUCGAAUCCACCAUGAACCGUUCACGUAGCACAAACGCAACCGCAACCGUAACCACAACAACCACCACCAACCGCCACCACCCGGUGUCAGACCCGCGUUUAUCUUCUCUCACAGAGCUUACAGAAGGUCAUCCUUCACGCAACGUGGUGGAGAUAAUCUUUCAUACAAGCUGGGGACCGAAGCCGUUUUCGGGUCGGGUUGAGAUGAUUUUCAAGGUUCAGAACGGUUCUCGAACGGUUUCCCGGUUCGAGGAGUAUCGUGAAGCGGUGAAAACCCGGUCCGGUUCGGUUAACACAGAUUCAGAUGAUAAUCAUGAGGAGAAUGCGCGGUGUGUUGCGGAUGGGAAUGAAGUGAUGAGGUUUCAUUGUUUAGGUCCCACUUCUGGCGGUGGUCCCUACGGUGGAGCUAGUGUGGGGUUGUUUCCAGGUGGGAAAGGUACGGCGAUCUGCACAUUUUCUGGCAGCAGUGGGGCGCAUGAGAGCUCUGGCUGUGGUAGGGGAAGAAGGGCUAUGUUGGUUUGUCGGGUCAUAGCGGGUCGGGUUUCGAAGCAAGUUGGGUUUAUGGACUCGUUGUUGGAUGGGCGAGUUGGGUUUGAUUCAGUGAGUGGGGAUAACGGCGAGUUAUUAGUUUUUGACUCACGUGCUGUAUUACCUUGUUUUCUUAUUAUUUAUAAAUUGUAA
Messenger RNA from Lathyrus sativus (Indian pea), 915 nucleotides. The record is from the annotation of a GenBank genome assembly. Lineage: Eukaryota; Viridiplantae; Streptophyta; Magnoliopsida; Fabales; Fabaceae.